Linum trigynum is the source of this 2492-nucleotide messenger RNA. Lineage: Eukaryota; Viridiplantae; Streptophyta; Magnoliopsida; Malpighiales; Linaceae. The record is from the annotation of a GenBank genome assembly.
UACUAUCGAGUCAGAUAGAUAGUUAGAUACCAUUUUAUCUACAGAUUGGUUACCUCUUCUUCAUCAUGGAAACAGGAGCGGUGAUCACCAAAUCCCUCCAGUUAUGCACAACAGUAAACCACCUCCAACAAGUCCAUACCCUCUUCCUGAAAACCCUCAGCAAGCCCCUCCAACGCCACCUUCUUCCUCGUUUCGUCACCGCACUCUUGGAAUUACCCGGGCGCAACGACGCGUAUGCACGCCAACUGUUCGACGAAAUACCCCACUGCACAGACCAGUUCCUCUGGACGUCCGUCAUACGUUACCAUGUCCGUCACGCUCGUUGCACUCAAGCCAUCGUCUUGUACGCCGAAAUGCAUCGCACGGGAGUCCCUCCUUCUCGUUUCACCUUAUCUUCGGUGCUCAAUGCAUGUGCUCGACUUCCCGCUAUCUUGGAAGGCAAGCAAGUGCACAAAAGGCUGAUCCAGUCCGGUGUUCUUCCGAACAACAAGAUAGUCGAAACUACAUUGCUCGACAUGUAUGCGAAAUGUGGCUUUCUCGAUGAUGCUCGAAGCAUCUUCAAUGCAAUGAUUCACAAGGAUUUAGUUGCUUUUACUACUAUGAUCUGCGGCUACACCAAAAUGAGCAGGAUGAGUGAGGCACGGCGGUUGGUUAAUACCAUGGAGGAGCAUAAUGUGGUUUCCUGGACUGCGAUGGUGGCUGGCUAUGCAAACUGUGGUGACAUGCGAGCAGCUAGAGAGCUGUACGAUGAGAUGGGCGAGAAGAACUCGGUUACUUGGGUGGCAAUGAUAGCAGGAUAUGGCAAGUGUGGUGAUGUGAAGGAGGCUAGAAGUGUGUUUGAUUGUGUACGAGAGAUGGAAGAUGCUUCCUGUUGGGCUGCAAUGGUGGCGUGUUAUGCACAAAAUGGAUGUGCUAAGGAAGCUAUUGAUAUGUACAUGGAGAUGAGAGCAAGAGAAGUUAAAAUCUCUGAUGUCGCUAUUGUAGGAGCUCUUUCUGCUUGUACUCAGCUUGGAGAUGCUGAAUUGGCCACCACAUUAGCUGCAGAUGUCGACCGACUAUGUCGUGGACGAAGGGUGUUUGUGUGGAAUGCUCUAAUCCACAUGCACGCAAAAUGCGGUUCCUUGGACUUAGCCCAGAAAGAAUUCAAUGCAAUGAAGGAGAGAGACGUAAUCACUUACAGCACAAUGAUCACCGCCUUGGCAGACCAUGGCCAGUCUCAGGAAGCUCUGAGCAUGUUCCAACAAAUGCAAAAUGAAGGGCUGAGGCCGAAUGAGGUUACCUUUGUCAGCAUUCUCAAUGCCUGCAGCCAUGGAGGUCUCGUCGAGGAAGGAUGCAAGAGCUUCGAGCUCAUGACUUCUUUGUUCGGGAUCAGGCCUCUGGCUGAGCACGUGACUUGCAUGGUGGAUCUUUUGGGCAGAGCUGGGCAACUCAAAAGAGCUUACAAUCUUGUAAUGGAGAAUGUUGACUUGGCCAAUGAUCCAGGAAUCUGGGGUGCUUUCCAUGCUGCUUGUAGGCUUCAUGGUGAUGUAGAAAUGGGUGAAAUGGCUGCUAGGAAACUAGGGGAGAUGGAUCCUGAAGAUCCUGGGAAUCAGGUUGUUUUGGCUAGUGGUUAUGCUUCGAAUAGUGAUUGGCAAGCUGCUGAGAAGGUGAGGAAGAUGAUAAGUGGAAAAGGGACGAAGAGAUCCCCUGGAUGUAGCUGGAUUUCUGGUUGAUGACCAUCGUCAAAAUGCUGAACGACCUGGUGGCGAAUGGUUGCGUUAUCAGAUCCAUGGGUUCGUAGGUUGUGUUAGGAUAGGUUCGUGGAUCCAUAAGUUAAGUUAUAAUGCUUAAUGUUUGAAAAGUGUAGACACUAAAUUAUAAAUGGCAGAGGUGGAUUAGUUUGUCAAAUGGUAAAAAGAUGGUUACCAGAAUGUAUUUCUCUGUUAUCCAGACUGAACGGGCAGAAUUACAUUGACCUCCUCAGCUGAAAUUAUACAUAACUGCAAAUGCACCUUAUGAUGGCAUACUUGGGAGAAGAAAUGGUUUCUGUAAACAGGUUUUUGGCUGACUGAGGUUGCUCCAAAGCAAGCUUCCCACUAGAACAGGAGGCGCAGUUGCUGUUUGACUGAUGCAUCUAUCUCACAUUGAGGUGGCCAGGGAAGAUCAUCAACUCCAACAAUCUUCUGCAACUCUGUAAACCGAAACCGAACCCCCAAAAAAAAAAAAAACAUCAAUGUUACAUGAAACAACAGUGAGAGGCUGCUUACUUACCUCCAGUAUCUCAGGAUUUUGCAUCAUAGUUCCAAGAGCACGACGGAUCAGUCCCAAGCUAACCACCGGUAGAAUUGACACAAAAGGUCCCUAUUCGAUCUCUUUUAUUAUGAGCCAAUGCAAAGCAAGGAAGGAGUAACUAAAGUUCUUAGUAGAUAAAAAGAUGUGUACAUUUUUAUUGCAGUAAACUUUUGGUAGUUGUUUCGUUGGGAGGGGGACAAGAAUAUACGAUGAUUUCAACU